CAUACCACUACCGUAAUUCAAAACGAAACAUGGCGGCACCAUACACUAUUCACACGUCAACACUCUUUGAUCCUAAACAGAAGGCGUUUAUAUCCGACAUCUCUAUCACUGUUGACCCCAUCUCGGGUCUAAUUGUCGAUGUUAUACAGAGAACACCGGGCUCGGUUGGAGAUGCUGUGCCAGAUGGCGAUGUUGAUUUGAGGCACAGAGUAGUGAUGCCGGGAUUUGUAGAUGCGCACAGCCAUAUCUUCCUCCACUCCUACAAUGAGCGCGCAUCCGUGAAUCAAAAACGUGACGAAAGCGUUGUGGAGAGAAUAGUUCGAGCAGUCAAUCACUGCCGUACUGCAUUACUCGCCGGGUACACUACUUAUCGAGACCUAGGGUCUGAGUCUAUGAAAGAGGCUGAUGCGCAAGUUCGAGACUGUAUCAAUCGAGGACUCAUACCUGGGCCACGGCUGUUCGUCGCCACCCGCGCUUUAGCUAGCACAGGCUCAUACGAGCCUCGUACUGAGAAUCAUGCCAACGGGGUCUGUCUCCCCAGUGGAGGCGAGGCUGUUGACGGACCAGACGAUGCCCGUAUAGCUGUCAGACGGCGUAUUGCGGCAGGUGCCGAUAUCAUCAAAUUCUUUGCUGAUUACCGUCGUCGUCUCAUGCGAUAUCCGCCGGUUCAACAACAUCCAUAUAUCUCUGGUAUCCAACACCCUCCCGCAAAUCCAAACCCUGAUAUUCUUGUAUUUGAUCAAGAAGAAAUGGACAUGAUCGUCAAAGAGGCAAAAAUGGGGGGGGCACCAGUAGCCUGCCAUGCCGGUACAAUUGAAGGUGCUAUCAUGGCUGUCAAGGCGGGUGUCAAUACUAUCGAGCAUGCCUACUUUGCGAACCGGGAGUUAUUUGAACUCAUGGUUGAGAAGGACUGUAUCUUAGUCCCAACUUUAGCUGUCUGUGAGCGAUUGCACAAGCACAGGAUUCAGGAAAUAUUAGACCAGACCAAGCUAGCCUACGACAUUGGCGUUCGCUUCGCUUGUGGAGGUGACACUGGUACAUACCCACAUGGCCAAAAUGUACGAGAAAUGGAGCUCAUGAUUGAAGCCGGCCUACCGCUAGAGCAUGUUCUCGAGGCUGGCACUGUUGGCGGUUGGGAAUCUUGUGGCAAAGACUUGUGCGGCAUGCGCUUUGGAUGGUUCGAGAAAGGUCUGAGAGCGGAUAUAAUUGCCCUCAAGACCGAUCCUCGUCAGGAUAAAUACGCUUUGAGAAAUGUGGAUUUCGUGAUGAAAGACGGGGUUAUUUGGAAGAAAGAUGGGAAAGGGGUGGGCGUCUAUCAGGAUGACCAUAAAUGGGAUACCGAGUGA
Messenger RNA from Talaromyces proteolyticus, 1346 nucleotides. Its product is annotated as amidohydrolase domain-containing protein. Lineage: Eukaryota; Fungi; Ascomycota; Eurotiomycetes; Eurotiales; Trichocomaceae. The transcript is spliced from 3 exons. Bases 30 to 1346 code for a protein of 438 amino acids. The record is from RefSeq and is a predicted model, not a curated record. Gene Ontology annotation, molecular function: hydrolase activity, acting on carbon-nitrogen (but not peptide) bonds.